GUAAUUACUCUCUGUUGACAGGACUCACGCUUUACUGACGAAGUGGACCAAAAGACUGGUUAUACGACACGAAACAUGUUAUGUAACCCUAUUUUGGACAUUUAUGGCGGAGUGAUGGGAGUCGCGCAAGUGAUCAACAAAACAGGCACUCCUUGUUUCACAGAGAAAGACGAGAACGUCUUCGAACAAUACCUUCAGUUUUGUGGCAUUGGCCUCAAGAACGCAGAUCUCUAUGAAAGGUCACAGUUGGAGAAUAAAAGGAAUCAGGUGUUAUUAGAUUUGGCCAGGAUGGUUUUCGAGAAGCAAUCCAAUAUUGAAAAUAUCAUAUAUAGGAUUCUAUUACAUAUACAAUCACUUUUGCAAUGUUCAAGAUGUCAGGUAUUAUUAUUGGCGGAGAAUUCACAAGAGAAUGAUAUUAAUGAGGGAAACGAUAAUGAGUUGGAAUGCAAGUCAAACACAAACCAAACAAAAGAGAGUCAACUAAAUAUGAAAAACCAAAGCUUUUGCAGUUUUUCUCGUGUUUUCGAUCUCGAAGCUGAAGACUUGGGCGGAAGCGAUGAGUGCGAGACACGACUCAGUCCUUUCGAAGGCAGGUUUCCAAUCAAUAUAGGAAUUACUGGAUUUGUGGCCACAAGUGGACAGACACUCAAUAUUGCCGACGCCUACGAAGAUCCCAGAUUUGACCCCUCAGUAGAUAACGAUAAUCACAAAGCUUUUCGAACCAAACAAAUCCUAUGUAUGCCUAUUCGUAACGCUGAGCACCACAUCAUUGGCGUCUCUCAACUCAUCAAUAAACUUAAUGAAAGACCUUUUAAUAAAAAUGAUGAAAACUUGUUUGAAUGGCAAUUCUCUAUUUUGGGUACGUGCCACAAUAAACUGAAGGGCAAAUAG
Medioppia subpectinata is the source of this 891-nucleotide messenger RNA. NCBI's taxonomy places the organism in Eukaryota, Metazoa, Arthropoda, Arachnida, Sarcoptiformes, Oppiidae. The record is from the annotation of a GenBank genome assembly.